UAUUUUUGAAAAUACACGUUGAUAAGAGCGCCCUUGUAUCCGAUUUUUUUUUUUCACAAGAUUAUAAUAAGAAACCAAUACAAUGUUUCAUUUUUCAUCAUUUUCCAAAACUAUUUCCCAAUGCUGAGAUUCAAAUUACAUAAAAUAUAAAUUCAAGUACUUUACGAUUUGAUUUUUCUGCAUUCAAGAGGAAUGAAUUUCAAUUACAAUCUCUUGUAGUGCCAUCUUAUGGCGUUUUAAUUGAUAGCAGCGUAAAAUUAAUUCCUAUGUUCUGUCACCGUGGUGCUGAUUUUACCGAAAACCAUUAUUUUUUUUCGAGAUUUACGAGAGUUACACUUUCAUCUUUAUUUUCUCUUGCUCAAUCAAAGCUGAUGUCUAAAAUGCAUUUUAAUGUACCGAAUUCAAUAUCAUUGUACUUUACGCGAAUUUCAUGCUAAUAUAAAUUGGAAGUAAUAGCGCUAAAAACAGUGUUCAGAAAUUCCAAAUUUUGCAGCUUACGAAAACUUCGUAUAAAAUUAUUCAUUUGUGUAUUGUUUGUUUAAGCAGAGAGAACAAAAAAAAACAGUGCUGGGUGCUGGUGUUGCAACAUUAUAAUAAAGAACAAACAGAUAAUAGGUUCACAACGCAAAGUAUAGCAAACACUGAACCAGUGAAUCAGAGCGAAUUGUCUAAAGCGGAUUAUAAAAAUCGCAUCCAAAAAAUAAAGUGAAAUUUAAAGACAUAAUAAUAUUUUAGAUCAUCUAAAGAAUUUUAUAUUUUCUGUGGACAAAAAUAGUUGUGUCAGUGUGUCCAGACAAGUCGUCAGUGAUUACAAAGUCUUUUUUUCGUAUACUCGGCGAAGUUCAGGUGUAAUAACGAUGAAUAAAACUAACCGGAAAAAUCGAACAGGUCCAUCCAGACCGCAGCAGCGUGGACGCUCAGCUGUUAUAGAGGGAGUAUAUAAUAAUGUGCAUUUUAUGCAUGCAGUCGCAUCACAGAUCGGCAAUGUAGUUCAGAUUCAAACCAAAUCCGGAGCUAUUUUCGAAGGAAUUUUCUAUACCGUUUCACCACAUUUCGAAAUUGUGCUGCAACUCGUACACCGAAUUGAAGUUCCAGCUUCAACAAACUCCUCGUUGUCAACACCCGCAUCAUCAAAUACAACAUCCAGCACCAAUAGUUUAACAAGUGCUGGAAAUAUAGAUACCACAGGACCACUUGAUGACUACAACGUGGCGGUUGAUUCAAUAUUUGAUGUUCUGAUAUUUAAACCGUGUGAUGUGGUUUUCAUUAAAGCCAAAGACGCUGAUUUAGAUUAUGCAACAAAAGACACUUUUCAAACCGAUACGGCUAUUUCCAAGUGCAAUGGUUCACGGUUUGAUGAAAAAGAACUGGAACCGUGGCAGUUUGAUGGCGAAAGUAAUUCCAUCAAUGGAGAUGUAGAUAUUAACUUAGAAUUGGAUGGAAAUGCCAAUGGGUGGGAUGUGAAUGAUAUGUUUUCUUUCAAUGAGCAACGUUAUGGAGUUCAAUCAACAUUUGAUCAAUCUCUAUCCGGUUAUACAAUACAAAUUCAGAAAGAUGACACAAAAGAUUACAGAGAUGCAGAGGAACAAGCUGAAAAAAUCGCUUUGGAAAUCGAAAGUCAACCUGCCUACAAGGAACGUACGGAUAUUGAAAAUGGUGACGAAAAUGAAGAAGCCAAGUUCGCCGCUGUAGAGCGUCCACAGUCAAGUAGUCCAGAUGAAAUUAAAGUUGGAAAAUACGUCGCACCGGGUCGGCGUAAACAGCACAAUACACAGGCUGGUAAACUUAUCCGACCAUCGCAGUUGAACAAUAGUAACAACAAUACUAGCAGUUCAAGUUCUUCAUCAGUGCCGAUUUUGUCCCCACAACAAAGCAGCAAUAACAAAUAUCCUUCAUUGGUUUCACAUUCCCUGCCACCACAACCAACGGUGCAAAAAAAUACGGUACAACCCCAACCACCUGGUCCUCAGCAAACGCUUAUUCACCGGACACAUAAUCAAUCAACGUUGCAACAGGUUCAAAUGUCACACAAGUUGAAUGGAGAUGACCAACCAGGCAACGAAAUGAAGCACAAUCAUCAUCGCCGUCAUCGAUCAGAUAUCGAUAGCGACCGAAAUGAACGCGGAGAUCGAAUAGAUCGAGGUGAUCGAUUAGAUAAAGACAACAGAGAAAGUCGCGACCCCAGAGAUAGAGAAAACCGCGAUCGGGAUAUCCGAGAGAAUAUAAGGGAUGGCAACAAGGGUGGCCCACCAAUGCCCCAACGAGGAGGGAUGCGGCAUUACUCUAACCAGCAAAUGGUUCAGAGUGGAAAUUUAACAACGUUUUCUGAAACCAUUAGUGGUAAUAAUAGCAAUAGUCAAUUGCUAGUGACACCACAAAUUAAUCAAAUGCCACCUCCAUCACAUCAAGGUCCCCCUCCUCAUCAAUCACAAGUACGGAUGUAUCAUAAUUCACCACUAAUGGCACAAGAUAAUCAACAGAAUAUGCCGACACAUGUUGUUAUUCAACAACAGAUCGGUCCUCCUCCACAGCCACAACGUCAAAGAAUUCAGCGUGACGAGCAAACAUCUGAAUUCCGGAAAUUUAAACAGAACUUCAUUUUAACGUCUUCGAAAGGGCAGCGUGGCAACGAGCAAAGUCAGUCGCAUCAAAACCAAGCAGGUUCGGAAUUGAGACCUCCACAUGAAGAAAAUGCAAACCAAUCAAAACCAUUCUCAAAACCAUACGUGAAUCAAUUGAAACAAUAUGCUGGCCAACCGGUUGAACCACCUAUUUCGAAUUUGAAUCCAGAUGGGGAAAAGAGAUCAAUUUCUGGUCAACAGCAACAAUCAAAAACUGGAGCAAAUCCAAAUAGCGGCGGCACGAAUCAACUAACAGAUGCUAAGGUGGAACAGCCAACCCAAACUUACGUGAGCGUGGUUCAACAGCAGACCCAACCACCACCUCAGCCACAACAACAAAUGCAUACUCAAAAAACACCAGUACAAUCGCAACCGUUGGGUAAUGUUCCAACACAGUCCACAUCGCCUCCUAUUCAACAACAACCAAAUAGAGAUACAGAGAGAUCGACUCCUAAUAUUUCUGAUACACAUCAAGAGUACCAGUCACCUGUUUCGCAAACGUCGCAACAACAAACAUCCAAUGCAAGCAGCUCAUCAAGCAGUACACCACCUGCAACAUCUACUCCUCAAACUCCCGGCAGCAUCAAUAACGAAUCCACUUCAUCGGAAAAACAACAAAAUGCACCAAAAAAGUACACUUUGAACCCCGCUGCAAAACCCUUUACACCGAGAAUUCCGGUAACUCCAAAUUCAUCGCGUCCACAUACACCCCUCACGCCAGGAACGCAACCAAACAAUGUUAUCUCCCAAGCAGUUCACCCGAAUCAUGCUCCUGCUGCUGCACAGCCAAAUCAAUUGCCGAUGCAUCCAACACAACAGCCAACGCCACAACCUCCCCAAAUUCCUGGUCAACAUGUUACACAGGGUCCAGUUAUGACAAUGGCUUACUUUGUUCAACAACAGCAGUCUUAUCCAACGCCACCACAUCAGCAAGCUAUUGCUUAUUCGGGAGCGUCAAUGGGUUUAAGAAAACCAGCAUAUGAUCGAAAGAAUCAAUUGCCCGUGUCUCAAGUUCAAGUGGCAGCUGCAGCUUCUGCAGUAACUGGUGCGCCAUUACAUGUGGCAACACCAAUGGCACCGUAUAUUUCACCCUAUCCACAAGCACAUCCACAAACAUUUCAGGGACCGUAUGCACAUAUGGUUUUAAAUAGAUAUCCCGAAAAUCCCCAUCAGCCCCAACAGUUACAAUACUUGACUGCUACUCCGCCUUCAACAACUCCAUCGCCUGGUCAACCGCACCAACAGCAAUUUCAUCAGGGCCCACAGCAAGCAGGUACAACGCAAUACCAAGCAGCACCGCAGCAAUUUCAAGUGAUUCCUGUGAUGAAUGGUCCACCUGUGGUUACACCAUACAUGCAACCACCAAACUCAGGACCAUUUUUGCUAAUGCAACCACAUCCGCAGCAGUAAAACAAAUGAAAACAACAGUUGCCCAAACAAGUUCGAUCCUUUCUCAUUGAAACAACAAGCUCAAACCAAUUUUUUAAACUUCAAAUCUUCUUUCAAAGCAAAUAUUUAUUUCAAAUUUUCAAAGUAAAUAAUUUUUUUUUGAAGCUUGUAUUAAAAAUUAAAUGCGUACAACCGAUUCAAAAUUGAGUAAAUGCCACGAAAUUGAUUCAAAUUUGUCAAAAAAUAUGUUAUUAGUCGAACACAAUGGGCGGUAAGAAAUAAAUCAUUCACCUAGUGAAACAAAAGCGACAAUUUUAAAUUCAAAUUUCGUUGAUAAUAAAAAAUUGAUCACAUCGGGAAAAA
Messenger RNA from Sitodiplosis mosellana (orange wheat blossom midge), 4373 nucleotides. Its product is annotated as ataxin-2 homolog. Gene Ontology annotation, biological process: cytoplasmic stress granule assembly. The transcript has 21 exons. Lineage: Eukaryota; Metazoa; Arthropoda; Insecta; Diptera; Cecidomyiidae. The coding region runs from base 858 to 4031 and encodes 1057 amino acids. Gene Ontology annotation, molecular function: RNA binding. The record is from RefSeq and is a predicted model, not a curated record. Gene Ontology annotation, cellular component: cytoplasmic stress granule.